AUGGGCCUCCCCGAGAAGAUGCGAGCCGUUGUAUUCAAAGGCGACUACAAAGUCGAAGUAGAAGACCGCCCGACCCCCAAAGUCCAAAAGCAAACCGACGCCGUCAUCCGCGUCACCUCCACCGCCCUCUGCGGCAGCGACCUGCACUACUACCGCGGCCACCUCAAAUGCGAACCCAACUUCAUCUGCGGCCACGAAUUCGUCGGCGAGAUCGUCGAGAAGGGCGACGACGUGAAGAGCUUCGCCAUCGGGGACAAAGUGGUUGUCCCGUUCUACACCGCCUGCGGGGAGUGCUUCUACUGCGUCCGCGGGCAGGCGAGUCGGUGCAGCAAGGGCGAGCUGUUUGGCAACUCGGCGCCGGCGAACACGAUCGAUGGCGGGCAGGCCGAGUAUGUGCGGUGUCCGCUGGCUGAGUCGACGUUCGUGAAGGCGCCCAAGGAUAUCCCGGAGGAGAUGCUGGUGCUGAUGGCGGAUAUCUUUCCCACGGGCUAUUUUGCUGCGGCGAGGUUUUUGAAGGAUCUGCCGGAGAGGGAUCGCAAGGAGUAUACUGCGGUGGUGAUUGGAUGCGGGCCGGUGGGCGUAUGUGCGAUUACGUGUGCGUUGACGAUGGUGGAUAAUGUGAUUGCGAUUGAUAGCAUCCCCGAGCGGCUGGAGGAGGCGGAGAAGCUGGGCGCGAAGACCAUCAACCUCAACGACGACCCCAUCCCGAAGAUCAAGGAGGCGACUGGAGGCAGAGGUGCCGAUGUGGUGAUUGAGUGUGUCGGGCAUGCGGAUGCGUGGCAGCUGGCCUUCGACAUGAUCAGGCCUUUCGGGCAGAUCUCGAGUAUCGGCGUGCACACCGAGAAAUGGGAAGUCAACGGCCUUCUCAUGUACGGCAAAAACGUCACCACCGCCUUCGGCCGCUGCCCCGUCCGCAGCAUCUUCGAGCCUGCUUUGAAGCUGUUGGUGCAGGAGCAGAAGAAGGUCGCUUUCCUGUGCGGCAAGACGAUGCUGUUGGAGGAGGCGCCGCAGGCGUACAAGGAUUUCGAGCAGAGGAAGGUGCAUAAGAUUGUGUUUAAGAUGGAUCAGAAGGAGGCGGGGAAGAGUAUUGAGGCGAAGUAG
Saxophila tyrrhenica is the source of this 1101-nucleotide messenger RNA. RefSeq lists its product as uncharacterized. Bases 1 to 1101 code for a protein of 366 amino acids. Gene Ontology annotation, molecular function: oxidoreductase activity; zinc ion binding. NCBI's taxonomy places the organism in Eukaryota, Fungi, Ascomycota, Dothideomycetes, Mycosphaerellales, Extremaceae. The record is from RefSeq and is a predicted model, not a curated record. The transcript is spliced from 3 exons.